AUGGCCUCGAGCACCGAAUCCAUCCGGCGCAGCCCUUUCACCGAUUCCAUCAUCACGUCGGGUAUGCACAAGUCCAUACCCAUCCUACCAUCUUCGUCCGCCUCGUCUUCGUUGACUCCGCCCGCACAACAAGGCGACCCUAUGGACGUCACGCCUUCGGGCCACCACACCAUGGGCCCGCCAUCGCAGAAUAGCCCGUCGGCCGACCGCGGCGCUGCAAACCAACAGUCGAGCGUCGAGUCCGAGCACAAGAGCAAUACCAACGCCAACGCCAACGCCGCCAACACCAACAACAACAACAACAACAACAACAACAACAACAACAACAACACUGCCACUAAUGGGAACAGUGGGCCUGGAAUUGGCGCGGCAGCUGCAGCGCAGCAGCCAAAGGUCGUGCAGACGGCUUUCAUUCACAAGCUUUACAACAUGUUGGAGGACCAAUCUAUCCAACAUUUGAUUUCUUGGUCGAGCACAAACGAGAGCUUUGUAAUGUCCCCCUCUAACGAAUUCUCAAAAGUCCUGUCUUCCUAUUUCAAGCACACAAAUAUUUCGUCGUUUGUAAGGCAACUCAACAUGUAUGGUUUCCAUAAAGUGAGCGAUGUGUUUCAUACUGGCUCACCAGACUCUCCUUUGUGGGAGUUUAAGCACGGCAACGGGAACUUUAAACGCGGAGACCUCGUUGGUCUGAGGGAAAUCAAGCGAAGAGCCUCGAGACACGCGCUCAUCCACCGCGACUCCUUCUCAACAGGCCCCAAGGUCAAUGCGCCUCCACCGGGUGCACCAGUAGAGCCAAUGCCGGAUCCAGUUGAGACACGUCUCAACAUCCUCGAGCACAGUCUUUAUGACGUUCAUAACCGGCUCGCGCGCACAGAAGACAGUAACGCAUAUGUAAAUCAAAAGUGUCAUGUCCUGUUGGAAAGUCUUAUGCGCUGUCACCAGUGGAAUUAUGAACUCUCCAAUUGCAUCAAGACCAUGGUACCCGACCCGGACCACCCGCUCCACAAAGAAGUACACACCAUGCAAAGUGACAUCGCCAGACAGUCAGACAUGUUGAGAACUAUGGAAGAGCAGCAAGAACCUAUGCCGGCGGCGCGGCCUCAGCCCUAUUUUUCGAACCUCCAAACCGACAGCAUGGCUCCUGCUUCUCCUCGCCAACUGGCACAAAACGAUUCACGGCGGCCGUCAUUGGCUGAUGCUGGCCGGCCGCCAUCCUACAGGGCUGUACCAUCGCACUUAUCGGUCGUCUCGCCGCGGCGUCCGUACGGCUCCAUUAGCCAAGGAGGCUAUUCGCCCUCAUCAAUUCGCCCACCUGUACAGACUCAAGCGCCUCCGCCGCCACCUCCUCAAAUACAACACCCACUUGCGACAGUUCAUUCGCCUCCGCAACCGCCUAACCUCUCAAGGCGGCACACCUCCGCCGACAUACGGUUGCACGGCUGGCAAGGCGCGCCUCAGGCACACUCGCCUUAUGCAUCCGGUCAAAACUCGACGCAGUGGCCCUCAUCCCCGCACCGAGCACCCCUUGGUGGCGACCAGGAGCUACGAAACGCCCUUGCCCAGUACGAGAUCAGUCGCGGCCCUCGCGCGGGUGGGUCUCGACAAGGCACGCCUCCUGGUGGUGAUCCGGGCCCGCACCUGAGCCCUGAUGCCGGCUGGACGCUUCCCGGUGCUCGGUUUCCUUUCCGUGGCAUUGACACAUCAGCUCCGCCGACGCGUCGUUCUAGCAUGGCGUCGAAUGUGCAUUCUUUGCUGAACCCGGCAGACACAGCGGAACGGGCGGAGGAGGACGAACAGCCAGAAAACCUGAAGAGAAAACGGCUGCUGUAG
Aplosporella prunicola CBS 121167 is the source of this 1830-nucleotide messenger RNA. RefSeq lists its product as uncharacterized. Gene Ontology annotation, molecular function: sequence-specific DNA binding; DNA-binding transcription factor activity. The record is from RefSeq and is a predicted model, not a curated record. The transcript has 6 exons. The coding region runs from base 1 to 1830 and encodes 609 amino acids. NCBI's taxonomy places the organism in Eukaryota, Fungi, Ascomycota, Dothideomycetes, Botryosphaeriales, Aplosporellaceae. Gene Ontology annotation, biological process: regulation of DNA-templated transcription.